This is a messenger RNA of Scomber japonicus (chub mackerel), 687 nucleotides long. Its product is annotated as NACHT, LRR and PYD domains-containing protein 14-like. The transcript has 5 exons. Lineage: Eukaryota; Metazoa; Chordata; Actinopteri; Scombriformes; Scombridae. The record is from RefSeq and is a predicted model, not a curated record. The annotation marks the transcript as partial. Gene Ontology annotation, molecular function: protein binding.
AUGCAACUUAUUCGCUGUAGACUCUCAGAGACUGAAUGUGAAGUUGUGGCCUCAGCUCUGAAGUCCAACUCCAUCCAUCUGACACAUCUGGACCUGAGUGAGAACGAACUGUCUGAUUCAUCAGUGAAGCAUCUGUCUGCUGUACUGGAGAAUCCAAACUGUAGACUGAAGGCUCUGAUAUUGGAGGGCUGCAGUUUGUCAGAGAUCAGCUGUGAUUAUCUGGCCUCAGCUCUGAAGGACAACCCCUCCCAUCUGAGAAAGCUGUAUCUGGGAGACAACGACUUGGAGGAUUCAGGAGUGGAGCAGCUGUGUGGUUUUGUGGAGAGUCCAGACUGCAAACUGGAGACUCUGGAAUUGAGGGACUGCUGGUUGUCAGAGAUCAGCUGUGAUUAUCUGGCCUCAGCUCUGAAGGACAACCCCUCCCAUCUGAGAAAGCUGGAUCUGAGCUCCAACAACCUGAAGGAUUCAGGAGUGAAGCAGCUGUGUGGUUUUGUGGAGAGUCCAGACUGCAAACUGGAGACUCUGUUCUUGAUGAGCUGCAGUUUGUCAGAGAUCAGCUGUUAUUAUCUGGCCUCAGCUCUGAAGGACAACCCCUCCCAUCUGAGAAAUCUGUAUCUGGGCCUCAACGACCUGCAGGAAUCAGACGUGAAGCAGCUGAUGGAUCUUCAGCAGAGUCCAGACUGCAGA